Pseudopodoces humilis (Tibetan ground-tit) is the source of this 6031-nucleotide messenger RNA. It is a transcript of the gene FOXO3, whose product is annotated as forkhead box O3. Gene Ontology annotation, cellular component: mitochondrial matrix; nucleus. The record is from RefSeq and is a predicted model, not a curated record. Lineage: Eukaryota; Metazoa; Chordata; Aves; Passeriformes; Paridae. Gene Ontology annotation, molecular function: DNA-binding transcription factor activity, RNA polymerase II-specific; RNA polymerase II cis-regulatory region sequence-specific DNA binding. Gene Ontology annotation, biological process: regulation of transcription by RNA polymerase II.
CGGAGGAGGAGCGGGGUCGGCGGCCGCUCGCCCGCCCCGUCGCAGCGCCCCGCAGCCGCCCGGGGGGGAGGCCAAGAUGGCAGAGGCGUCGCCCCCCGCCCCGCUCUCGCCCCUGGACGUGGAGCUGGACCCCGAGUUCGAGCCGCAGAGCCGCCCCCGCUCCUGCACCUGGCCCCUGCAGAGGCCCGAGUUGCAGGCCAGCCCAGCCAAGCCCGCCGGCGAGUCGACCGCCGACGCCGCCUCCAUGAUCCCCGAGGAGGAGGACGACGAGGAGGAGGGGGGCGGCUCGGCCAUGACCGUCGGCAGCGCGGCCCCCGCGGGCGGAGAAGCGGCGGCGGCGAACACCGCCGUGCCGGAGGAGGCGGCGCGGCUGCUGGCCCCGCUGCCCGGCGGCGGCCCGGAGGGGCCGAGCCUCUCGCCGGGGGGAGCGGCGGCGGCGGCGGCAGGCGGCGGGGGGCUGAGCGGGGGCCCGGCGGCGGCGCCGAGGAAAUGCUCGUCGCGGCGCAACGCGUGGGGCAACCUCUCCUACGCCGACCUCAUCACCCGCGCCAUCGAGAGCUCCCCGGAGAAGCGCCUCACUCUCUCCCAGAUCUACGACUGGAUGGUCCGCUGCGUGCCCUACUUCAAGGACAAGGGCGACAGCAACAGCUCGGCCGGGUGGAAGAAUUCGAUCCGGCACAACUUGUCGCUCCACAGCCGAUUUGUCAGGGUGCAGAAUGAAGGCACCGGGAAAAGCUCUUGGUGGAUGAUCAAUCCAGAUGGUGGAAAAGGCGGCAAGGCGCCCCGGAGACGCGCCGUGUCAAUGGACAACAGCAACAAGUACACCAAGAGCAGAGGGCGAGCGGCAAAGAAAAAGGCAGCCCUGCAGACAGCCCAGGAGACGAGUGAGGAUAGCCCUUCCCAGCUCUCCAAGUGGCCAGGGAGUCCCACCUCCCGCAGCAGCGACGAGCUGGAUGCGUGGACAGAUUUUCGCUCCCGUACAAAUUCAAACGCCAGUACUAUCAGUGGCCGCUUGUCACCAAUUUUGGCAAGCACUGAGCUCGAUGAUGUUCAAGAUGACGAUGCUCCACUUUCUCCCAUGUUGUACAGUAGUCCAUCGAGCUUGUCCCCAUCGGUAAACAAACCAUGUACUGUGGAGUUGCCUAGGUUGACUGAUAUGGCUGGGACAAUGAACUUGAAUGAUGGUCUGACUGAUAACCUCAUGGAUGAUCUCUUGGACAAUAUAACACUCCCUCCCUCCCAGCAGUCACCCACAGGAGGGAUAAUGCAGAGAAGCUCCAGUUUUCCUUAUGGUUCCAAAGGUUCAGGGCUGGGCUCCCCGUCAAGUAGUUUCAACAACGCUGUAUUUGGGCCGUCAUCCCUGAAUUCCCUCCGCCAGUCACCCAUGCAGACAAUUCAGGAGAACAAGCAGGCCACCUUCUCUUCCAUUUCUCAUUACAACAACCAGACGCUGCAGGAUCUCCUCACCUCUGAUGCGCUUAGUCACAGCGACGUCAUGAUGACACAGUCUGACCCACUCAUGUCACAAGCCAGCACAGCUGUGUCUGCCCAGAAUUCCCGCAGGAAUAUAAUGCUCCGCAGCGACCCCAUGAUGUCGUUUGCCGCGCAGUCCAGCCAGGGCGGUCUGGUCAAUCAGAACCUGUCCCAUCACCAGCACCAGUCCCACAACUCCUCUCUUAGUGGCAGCCGUGCCUUGUCCAAUUCCAUCAGUAACAUAGGCUUGAGUGACUCCAACAGCUUGGGAUCCACCAAACAUCAGCAGUCACCUGUCAAUCAGUCUAUGCAAACACUUUCUGACCCGCUGUCAGGCUCCUCUUUGUACUCCUCUAGCGUGAGCCUCCCGGUCAUGGGACAUGAGAAAUUCCCGAGUGACUUGGACCUGGAUAUUUUCAAUGGGAGCCUGGAGUGUGACAUGGAGUCCAUUAUCCGCAGUGAACUCAUGGAUGCCGAUGGGCUGGAUUUUAACUUUGAUUCCCUCAUCUCAGCUCAGAACGUUGUCAGUCUGAAUGUGGGGAACUUCACUGGUGCUAAACAGGCUUCAUCACAGAGUUGGGUACCAGGCUGAAGGAUCUUUGAGAACAGGGAAAACGGGCAAACAGGCCCUCAAACUGACACGAGAUGUAGAGAGAGAACCCUUUGCCAAAUCUGCUGUCAGCAAGUGGACAGUGAUACUGUUUACAGCUUACGACCUUUGUGAACCCUGCAUUAUUUUCCUAAUGAAGCAGACUGUUAAUAGGCCCCUUACUGGAGUGAAGAACCUACUCUUUUUUUUUUUUUUUUUUUUUUUCCUUUUUGUUGGAAAUUGAACUCAUUCUAGAAGUAUGCAAAAAUCUUCCUUUUCUGGGAUGGCCAAGCACCUGCUGUGGAGACAAUGUUCAGCACCAUCCUGUUGAGAACACACUGUGUAGCCUUUACACUAGUUUCUUGUCAAUGAGUAUGUGGUGUUUCAAUAUAUUAAUGGUUUAUGGGAUGUAUUAAGUUGGUUUUUCUUUUUGGAGGUUUUCCCUAUCUGCCCACCCUCCCCUCUACAGCCUCCAGUUUGAUUUCCGUAGAUUUUUAACUAUUGUUGCUUUCUCUCCCUGGGGAAUCUGAGGCACUGUGCACAUGCAUGGAAAUGACCGUAACCCAACACUGCUCAGGUGUCAGGGUUUUCUGAAGAUUCAGCGUUUGUUAAUCCUAUCAGCCAGCUGGAUUCCAGAGAGGGGAUGUGUGUGGCCUGUUUGUUUGUUGGGUUGGUUGGUUUGUUUCUUUCUUUCUUAUUCUUUCCUUAGUUUUAAUGGUACACCCCUGUUUGCCAUGAGGGUCAACCUAGAGUUGGUUGCAAAACAAGGGAAGUUGGUGAGUUUGCCUCCUGGCUCAUGAGGAUGGACUGACAGCGGGUGCCAUGGCCCCACAUGCACCGAGGCAGGAGCCCCUUUCCUGCCCGCUGGAGCAGGCUCCCCUCCUGCCUCACAUUAGCAAAGCUGCCCUCACUGCUGCAGUGAGCUGGUGAGGAGUUACGGGCUGAGCUGCCACACAAGGUGGAUUUAGUUACCUGUAGAGAUGUGUUUGAAAACACAGAAAUUAAAGGAAUGGGCAGCUGGGCAUCGGUAGGUGACUUGCAGUGACAAUGCCAGGAGCUGAGGCAUAGAUCGCUGCAGGGUGUGUUAUGGCAUUAGUGAUCCUGUUUAUUUUUGUUGUUGUUUUUUUGGACAUAUCCUUGAUUAUUUUUUCCUUCUCAUUAUGUAUAAUCCAUUGUGGCAGAAGAAGCAGGAGUGGGAAUGGCAAAGUGACAGUAUCAUACAAAUGGCUUUUCAUAUGAGCGUAGACUGUAGCAGGAUAAAUGACACUGAAAGACAAGGCAGUUUUAUAUAUUUUGCUUCUAAGAUUUUCUUUUGUAAAAUGAAUAAUAAUUAAUAAUAAUAAUGAAUAAAAGGUAUGGUGCUGUAUAGAUCCUGUCUAUAAUCUGGAAAGUUUGAUUGCUUUUUAUUAGUAUCCUGGGGGGGGAGGGAUACAAAAAAAGAGGGGAAAACACCAGUGGUACAUAGGAACUUGGUAUGAAGAGUUUCUGAAUAGGACAGUGUAUACAUAAUUCUCCAAAGCGAUAUAUGAAGUUUUUUUUUUUUCCUUUGCAUAAAAGCAUUAUGCAUAUAAAUAUAUAAAUAUAUUUUAUUAUGUACAGAAAUGGAUCAUUAUGCAUGGAUGUUAGGAAAACAAAACUAGCAUUUUAACCCAAAGUCUCAGUGCAUGAGUUCCCACCGACCCGUGUCCCAUGCAAUGUGGAGUGACUCCCUCUCGCCACUGCCACUGCACAUGCACAGUCAUACACCAAUACUCACACACAUUCGUGGGCCCUUCCUCACUCCUUACUUUCCAGGUCCCUGAGGUGAUUUUGGUGAAACAACAGCUCCUAGUGUGAUGGAAGUUUUGGUUUUGUACCGUAGCUCCCAUGCUGUUCUCUCAUAAAGAUGCACCUCUUGGUUUCUCCCCUGCCAGUUUUGACUGUGUAGGCUCUGUGCAGUUGUGGUUAGCAUAGCCCUGUAGCAUAUCAACUCUUCCAAGCAGCCAAGGGUUUAUCAUUUGCCUUUUAAAAAACUUCUCUUUUUCUUUUUACACUGAGGGGUUCUAUUUGUUAGUGUGUGACCCAGUUUAUUGCAUUCAUUGGAGCUGGCUGGUGCCCAUUGCCGAUGUCUAUCAGCAGCCGGCUUCCCAGGAUGUUCGUGUGGCAUAGCUGUGCACCCUGCUUACCCAAGUCCAGUUGCAGGCACCUUUUACUGAAAUUGGACAAGAGUUCAUCACUGGCCUCAUCUGAGCAUGUGCCAUUAGCUCUUAGCUUCCUGGUACACCCCAAAAUGUGAGUGUAUGCUGAAGCACUUCCUUCUGGUGUUCUUUUGCUGAGGUUUCUCUGCAGCUGCUGCGCUGUGGCUGGCCUUGUUCCCCAGCCCCACAUUUUGGCUGUCGGCAGAGCUCACUCGGCGCCUCCCCAUGCUGAGAUGCAGCUUUUGAUCCCUACAACAGAUGAGCCUCCAGUGAGACCCCUGGUGCUGCCCAAAGACACACUAUCACUGGCAGAUCAGUAAAGCCUGACUCCAUGGUAUAGCCUAAGUGACCAAACCCCAUAACUUAAGUUUUUUUCUUAGUUCAAAUUCAGUUCUUGUCAAAUGCAAGGGAAGGCCUGUUGAAAAUUUAACUGAAAAGACUGCAAAUUCUGCUCUGUUCCAGAAACUUAGACUGCUUGGGUUCAGGGGAACUGCUUUCCACUGAAAAAAAUGAGAGAUGAAACUAUGGCCUUCUCUCUUCAGAAAAUGGAGAAAAAACACUUGGUUUAGAGACAGCCCAUCAGUGUCAGAGAAGUUUUUUUAAAAAGAAAUAAUAAAAGCAUUAAUGGCUGAAAGGCUUAACCUGUCUCCCAGCAAUGUCAAGGAGAGCAUUUCCAUUGGCAUAGCUGGGACAGCUUGGGCCCCUGCCUUGGAGAACAUCCCAGCACCCACUGAAGAGGGAUGGACUUGGCCAUCCUCUUCAGUUUGGUUUGGUUUGUGUUGCUCAGUUUUGGGGCCAAAAUUUUCAAGCAGAAGUGCCUGGUGUCAGGCACCAAACAUCGGGGACUCCAGCGUGGUCACAGGGGCCGAGCUGCUCUGCCCUCGUGGCUUCUUGAAGGAAGGGGAGGUGACAGGUCCCCCCCAGGCCUGGGGACGGUCGUCACCCUCUACACCUGCUGAGGUGCCCAGCAAAGGCCCUUCACUCCAGAGGUGCUAAAUAAAUCUCCCUGAAUUCAAAGGGCCAGGUAUUUAGGUGUCAAAAUUAAGCCUUGAAUAGCUAGUUUGGGGAACCUGCUUUUUUGAAAAAUUGGCCUUUGAGUCUUUGAACAUGUUUAUGCCUGGAAGUUUUCCUUGUGAAAUCGUGUAAAACAGAUGAAGGUCAAGGUCACAAUUACAUGGUUAUCUUUAGAACACUUGGUCUAAACAAAAGGUCUAAAAAGGUGUUAUUUAUGCAGUUUCUAGUCACAGGUUGGGGCUUGAUUUAAUGAUUUUGUGAAAAAAAAAAAUCUCUUAAGAAUAAUCAGAUAGUUAAACACUGCUUAACUCCAGAAAUUUUUGUGCCACUGCUUAAAAGAGUUACCUUUUAGGUCAUGUAUUUCUCCAAAAUUAUAUCAUUGCUUGGCAAUUGGUGUCCUGUAAGUGUUUCAAGUACACAAUAUACCUUUGGAAUUGCCAACAGAUGCGAAGGGGGACCAGAUACAUUUCGUAACUAUGGGUUGGAAAAAAUGGAUUGUACAUUUGGCUUCACAUGUUUAACUUUUUGUUAAAAAAGUUGCAUGAUUGGAAAAAAUAUGUAUACAGUAUCUGUAAAACUGUUUUAUCUGUUUCUGUUUCAAGCCAUGUAAAUUGGAAGAAUAUUAAAUCCACAGCCUUAUCGCGCAUGGCCGUCUUUACAUACCGAAGAGCUGAACAGUUUUUACUUUUCAUUUGGGCUAUCUUGUACUUUCAUUUGAAAGCAGACACUCUCACGUUGCAGUCUUACUGAGGAUUUUAUAUUAAAAAAAAAAAAAAAA